Hemiscyllium ocellatum (epaulette shark) is the source of this 1682-nucleotide messenger RNA. RefSeq lists its product as uncharacterized. The coding region runs from base 126 to 1307 and encodes 393 amino acids. Gene Ontology annotation, biological process: immune response; cytokine-mediated signaling pathway; positive regulation of gene expression. Gene Ontology annotation, molecular function: cytokine activity. Lineage: Eukaryota; Metazoa; Chordata; Chondrichthyes; Orectolobiformes; Hemiscylliidae. The record is from RefSeq and is a predicted model, not a curated record. The transcript has 6 exons.
GAGGAGUGUGUGUGUGUGUGUGAGUGCAGCAGAGGUAAGCAGCCUGGUCAGCCUUGGUGGCCUCACUGAGCGAAGGGAAGUCCUGGCUUUGUACGCGCUGGAGAUCUCCUCUCGCUGGGGCCAAGAUGUCGCAUUACCUGAAAGGAGGGGUCGUCAUCGGGCACCAAAUGCUGGAAGGGAAGCAUCAUUACGAAGUGCAAGAUGUCCUCCACUGCCAGAGUGCCCAUUCCCUGUUCAGGAGGGGCGACUGUUUGCUGCAGGUGAAUGACAAAAACGCAUCUGAAUUCCCACCGGAGAUCAUAGCUGAGUUACUCCGGGAAAACUCCACACAGCUGACUGUUCUUCGUCCUGGGCGCAGUGAGGAUACCCAUGUCCCUGCGAAUCUCAGAGAUACUGUAUAUUGGCCGUACAACAAACAGAAGAUGAAGCUGCUGUUCAGUUUGAAGAUGACGAGAUCAUGUGAGGGCCUGGUGGAGCCAGUGCCAGCUGAGAACCAUGAUCCUUUGCUAGCAGGGGACACCGGGAGGUUGCACGGUGAACACACCGGCGCGGAAACUUUCUGUAAUGCUCCCAGCGACAUGCUCGGUGGAGAGGAGGCUGCAGGCGCUAUGUGUGGCAGUGCGAAACCACACGGGCUGCUGGUGGCUUUGAAUCAGGCUUCCCUCUGCAGAGUGCAGGGGCGCGGCCCAUCUUGGUCCUCAGCGCUCACGUGUCCUGUGUGCCAGAAGAAAGAAUGUGACAUACACCGUGUUAUUCUCAAUUCGGAGGUGAAAUCAGAACUCUAUCAUCUGGAAGAACAAGUGCCCCCCGGUGAUUGCUGCGGGAUGAUCUUGAAGGUAAUGAACAGCGAAUACCCACUCCUAAUCCACAACGAGAGAGACCAGUACCUCCGGCCUGGCAACUGCUACCAAACCAUAGUGCUGAGCCAGCAGGUUCCUGAGUCUGCCCAGCUGACAAUCUUUUAUUACAAGUCCAACAAGAUUCUCAGACCAUAUUGCGGGAUGCCUGUGGUACUCAAUUUUUCAAAAACAAAUUAUUUCCUGGCAUGUCAGACAGAAGGGAGCGACGUCCUGCUCAAAAUCGAGGAAUGUACCACGCGGUCCCUGAGAAAGAUCACCGAGGACAGCCCACAGUGGAGGUUCAUCUUCUACAUGAAGGAGCGACAAGACGCCACCCGCAGCUUUGAGUCUGCUCGGUACCGAGGCUGGUUCAUCAAUAACCGAUGGAGCGAGCAGGUCGCAGGCAUGAAGAAAACCAUGCAGGAACCCUUAAACGCAGACUUCAUCUUUAUCUUGGUUAAACUCUGAGGCACCCUACUGCAGCACUCCGAUGGGAAGGGAUCUGAGCGAAGGGAAUUUUUCAAUUAGGUAGUCUCACAUUGCCACAGAGAAGUGGCACGACAGGGUGUCCCUGGGAGAUCCUGGUGAACACCGAUGUGUCUCUGGGGAUCCUGGUGCACACCGGUGUGUCUCUGGGGGAUCCUGGUGAACACCGGUGUGUCUGGGGGAUCCUGGUGAACACCGGUGUGUCACUCGGGGAUCCUGGUGAACACCGGUGUGUCUCUGGUGGAUCCUGGUGAACACCGGUGUGUCUCUCGGUGAUCCUGGUGAAAACCGGUGUGUCUCUGGGGGAUCCUGGUGAAAACCGGUGUGUCUCUGGUGGAUCCUGGUGAACCUCAGUGU